Chelonoidis abingdonii (Abingdon island giant tortoise) is the source of this 1032-nucleotide messenger RNA. The record is from RefSeq and is a predicted model, not a curated record. NCBI's taxonomy places the organism in Eukaryota, Metazoa, Chordata, Testudines, Testudinidae.
AUGCCGCAGCGGAGACACCUCUCCAUGACAACACCUGUCGCUGACAACACAUAUGAAAAUAAGAGGAAGUCCUGGAAGGUUAUAGAUGGCUCUUUGUUGAACAGUUAUUCUAAUGGAGAUUGCACUCUGACAAAGAAGGACUUAGAAAAAGUAGGAUCCUUGGUACUACUCCAGUUAAUUUUCAGAUGUGCUACAAUCGAGGCUAUGAAGGUCAGGCAAACACUCUCAUUUGGCUAUGAAGGGAUGCAAGGUCAGUAUGUGACUGUGACAAUCCCUGGAAGAAAAGAGUUCCUCUCACUCUGUGAAUUGCAAGUGCUUGGCCAGCCGUGGCUUUAUGUUGAUGAAUGGACUUAUGAGUUGGAUAUGAUAAGACCAAUGGUCAAACAACAGUACUUUUCUAGAAGAAUUCUGAUUGGAGGAUACUGGUGCUCAGAUCUCUACGGCAAAGCCUUUAUUUUUCCGAAGGAAACAGACACUAGUUAUGUUCUCCUGUCUCCAGAUCUGCCCUUGAGUCUUCAAGCAUUUACACUUUGCAUGAAGGUGGCCUCAGUGUUACCAACCAAUCGGGAAAUCAUUCUUUUUGCCUACCGCACCAAGGACUAUGAUGAACUUAACAUGUGGCAAGAGUUUAAUGGCACCUUCAGUUUGUACCUGAGUGGUCCUGGGGUGUCCUUCACUCUCCCAGCACUCAACACCUUUGGGAACCACAUGUGUGUGACCUGGGAAUCUCAGUCUGGUCUCAUCGCCUUUUGGGUAAAUGGUAAAAGGAGCCUCAGACAAGUGCUGAGACCAGGGCAUAGGAUCCAACCAGAGGGCACUGUGAUACUGGGGCAAGAUCCGGACUCUUUCUUGGGCAGCUUUGAGAAGGCCCAAAGCUUUGUGGGAGAAAUAAGCAACCUUUAUAUGUGGGACCAUGUCUUAUCACCCUCUGUUAUCGAGCGCGUUUACCUCGACUACUCAUUUCCCAAGGGAAAUAUUUUUGAUUGGCAAUCAUUAUCAUAUAAGUGUACAGGAGAUGUGAUGGUGGAGUGA